CCGGCCGCCGUGGCAUCCGGUGCAGGAAGGGAGCUUCUGGUCGGUGUCCAACUGGCGUCCCCGAAGGCAGGUGUCCACGUAGUAAUCUCUUUAGCCGGCUUGUCUGGGGGUUCCUAAAAUCCUGCAAUGACAGGUUUCACAUUAGCGAUGGCUUUGGGGCUCCUCGUGCACUCGUGGCCACCGUCGGCGUCCCUCAAGCCCCUUCUCCGCACGCACAGAGUCCUAGUGUCCAAUGCCACAAUCAUGGUGUCGAACAAGAUCCAGACCCUCACUGGGUCCGAGGGGGCGUUUCCCCACUACAGGAGUUCGGAGCUCUGCAGUCAGAAGCGGUGGUGCCAUCUCUGGUGUUAUGGGGAGUCCUCCGCCCAGCUGUUCCUUUCCGACAUGAUUGUGACGCCAGGGUACGUCGAGGCGCUCACGGAGGACGCUCUCACCUGCUACACCUUUCGAAACAGAGAUAUCGCGACCGGGGCGUCUGUCGUGGGCGUGCCGGACAUCGGAGAUGGGAGGGUGGUCGAGAACCUGGUGGAUGGCAUUCACCCGCAAAGGAACGUCACCGAUUGCUUUUUCAUGCGAAGGAUGGACUACCCCUGGUUCUUGAUAGACCUCGGUGCUCUCAGAGCCUUCACCGUCGUCAGGCUCAUCGUCCAGCCGUCGGGGAGCAAAGGCGUGCUCGCCAAGAUGGACAAGAUCGAGCUCAGGACAGGGACGGAACCUGUGGUCGCGCUUGGGGACUUCACCUCCUACAGGUUCUUCGGGAAGUUCGGAGGAGUUCCCGUGUCCUUCCGCCAAGAGAUCGACAUCAAGGCUCUCAGGCCAGUGACGGCGCGGUUCAUCUCGGUGCAGAAGAGGGCGGUGGCCGAGAGGUUCCAGGUCUGCCACGUCGAAGUGUUUUGAGGCGACGCGGACAGAACGAGGAGGCUGGACAAAGGGGGAUGAGGCUGAAGGGGAAGAAGGAGGCAAGGCGAAGAACGAUGAAGUAGAAUAAUGGAGGGAAAUGUAAAAA
Messenger RNA from Penaeus chinensis, 1006 nucleotides. RefSeq lists its product as uncharacterized. Bases 127 to 897 code for a protein of 256 amino acids. NCBI's taxonomy places the organism in Eukaryota, Metazoa, Arthropoda, Malacostraca, Decapoda, Penaeidae. The transcript has 2 exons. The record is from RefSeq and is a predicted model, not a curated record.